CCUCAAAGAGACACGUUCAAGUCUGACACUUGCACAGGUAUUUUUUCUAUCUAUCAGCUUUUAAAUCAAAGUUCUUUAAGGCACUUUUUAAAAGCUUGACUUGUGAAAACAUGUCAGUUUCCAUUGGACUUGCCUCCUUUACUCAGCAGGCAUGGAACAAAGUGCUGUCAAAGGUAAAUAAAGCAGUUGUUUUCAUGGACGACAGAUGUGCUGAAAGUUUGCAUUGGAAUGGGGGAGCACAGAGGCUGUUUGAAGCGGGGGCUCAGAAUGUGAAACAGUUUUCCAGUUUCGAAGCCGGGGGUGCAAAACAACCAAAAGCUGUUUUUGUUGUGAGCACUCUAUUAAAAGGCAGAACGGCAGACGUAGUUAAAGACGUCAUCGGCCUCAGCUCUUUCCAGUACUGCGUUGUGGUCACCACUGUUGCUCACUCCAUUCAUCUUUUAGCAAAUAAUGCCAGCCCCGAAAUGGAAGGUAGGCGCGUUUUUGAGCAGUUUGAGGAAAAGCUUUGUGAAUGGAUGGGCGACAUGAAUUACACUGCCGAAGUGAUGCAUGCCCCGUUGUUUUUGGCUCCAGUAUCCCCUCAUCUGCUUAUUGCACCUGCCUUUGGAAGUGUGUUUCCCCUGGUAUCACAGGAUCUGGAUCAGAUAAACACCAGUCGUCCGGACAAAAAGAAAUUUGGAAGCCUUGACGACGUGGAUCUGCAUUCUCUGCCACCUGAGCUGCAGAUAGAGAUCAAAUCCCUUGCUUCUGGGUUGAACUCGAUGUUCGAUUUUUUACACGUGAGAGAAGAGUGUUUUGCUGUGGGACCCACAAGUCGAAUCAUUGCAGGGGAGCUUGCAAACCACCAUCAAGCGAAGAACAGAAGAAAGACGGCGCAAUACAAAUCUUCAGUAGUGUUCAUUGACAGAACGCUUGAUUUGACAGGAGCUGUUGGUCAUCACGGUGACAAUCUGGUAGAGAAGAUUCUGUCGGCUCUGCCUGAGCUGUCGGGGCACAACAAUGAGGUCAUGGUGGAUAUGUUGGAACUCACUUCCCUUCAGAAGAAUGAAGACUCACACAAAAUGAUUGCACCAGGCCAUUUAGCACAGCCAAAUGAUCCUGCAGCUCAAGCCCUGUGGGAGUCCAUGCUGAACAUGAAGCACAAGGAGGCUGUGAUGGAGGUCCGGAGACACCUGGUGGAGUCUGCCAGCAAAGAAAACCUGCCUAUUAAGAUGAGCCUUGGUAGAGUCACACCUGAGCAACUCAGUUCCUACAUCCAUCUGUUUAAGAACAACUUCCAAGCCAUGCAGAACCACUGCGGGACCCUGCAGCUCUCCCUGGCGACUGUACAGACACUGAGGAGCCCCCAGUUAACCAAGUGGGACAGCUUCCUGGCUUUUGAGCGCCUGCUAUUACAGGCUCUUGGGGAUUCCGACUUGCCCGAAGUUUUAAGACAAAUUUUGCCAAUGAUCAAGUCCAAGAGAGAAAGGACAGAUGAUGACCAGAGCCCAGAGGACCUGCUUGUGCUGCUGGUGUAUGUCUACUCCUUGGUCGGGGAAGUUGUGCUGAGCAAGCAGCUUGAAGAGGCAGAACUGGAGGUGAAGAAGGCUUUGGUACAGGCAGUCUGUGAUGAGCCAGAAUUGUCUUCACUCUUACAAAGAAUAACAGGGUGUUUGUCCUCUAAGGAGCUGACGCUUGACAAGGCGCACAUUGCUGUGGAUAAGAUGUUUGAAACCCUGAGGGGGAUAACGAAAUCCAGAGCACACAUGAAGCAGUUCAGAGCUGUGUACAGUCCAGGGGACAGUGCGCACCAGGGAACAUAUAAGCCAUUGCUGAAGCAGGUUGUGGAGGAGAUAUUUCACCCCGAUCGGCCUGACCCUGUGGAUAUAGUGCACAUGUCUGCAGGCCUGACGGAUUUACUGAAAACUGGAUUCAGCAUGUUCAUGAAGGUGAGCCGCCCCCACCCAAGUGACCACCCCCUUCUCAUCCUGUUUGUGGUGGGGGGAGUUACACCUUCAGAAGUCCGUUUGAUUAAAGAAGUGGCAUCAUCACACAAGUCUGCCCUUCAGGUAAUCGUGUUGUCCUCUAGACUGCUGAAACCGCUCGACAUUCCUGAACUGCUGUUUGCCACUGACCGUCUUCAUCCAGAUAUUGGCAUGUGAACAGAAAACAUGAAAGGGUGACAUGGCCAGCAUUGCCCCCAUCACUGUUCAUGUGAGCAAAGAAAUGUAAAUGAAAAUCCAUUGAAAUUCAUCUCGGUACAGCAGGAGCUUUUCAAGCGAUAACAAAAUCAAUCUGUCAAUCAGGGCUUCGAUGGCUGUUGAUGUUGAUGCAUGAUCAUACACCACUUAAAAUUAUGUUAAUAAAUUACUGAAUACAAUUCAA
Polyodon spathula (Mississippi paddlefish) is the source of this 2364-nucleotide messenger RNA. RefSeq names its product sec1 family domain containing 2 (gene scfd2). The coding region runs from base 111 to 2141 and encodes 676 amino acids. The record is from RefSeq and is a predicted model, not a curated record. The transcript is spliced from 9 exons. Gene Ontology annotation, biological process: intracellular protein transport; vesicle-mediated transport. Lineage: Eukaryota; Metazoa; Chordata; Actinopteri; Acipenseriformes; Polyodontidae.